Molecule: messenger RNA, 1107 nt
Organism: Entamoeba invadens IP1
Lineage: Eukaryota; Evosea; Mastigamoebida; Endamoebidae
Product: nucleosome assembly protein, putative
Exons: 1
Coding region: 1-1107 (368 amino acids)
Biological process (GO): nucleosome assembly
Cellular component (GO): nucleus; chromatin
Molecular function (GO): chromatin binding; histone binding
Source: RefSeq, a predicted model, not a curated record
AUGAGUCUUGCUGAAUUGGCUGCAAUGAGCUACGAGGAAUAUAUGGGGGCUGUGGCCGAAAACGUCCACAAAAACUACCACGCCUGCCACAACAAAAUGAAAGAAGUCAACAAAUUGCGCCUGAACAUGGAGCGUGAGCGCUAUGCUGCAGCAGCCAAAUUCAAUGAGGAAUCAAAGGCUCUGUAUGCGAGAAUGAACGAAAUAGUCAACGGAAACGAACCGACUGAAGCCGAGUUGACUGGAUAUGUCAAGUCCGAGGAAAUUAAAGCAAAGGAAGGGUCCACUUUCGACAAGGGUAUUCCCGCUUUCUGGUUCUGUGUUCUUAGAAACUCGAUGUUGUUUGACUCAGCUAUGGGAUCUGAGGCUGAUAUUGAAGUUCUCCUCCACUUGAAAAAUAUCCGAAUUGAUUACUUGCCAUUGGAAGAUGUCAAGAAUAGAGAAGGAGAAGACAGCCUUAAGUUCUCAUAUAAAGUCCACUUCGACUUUGAACCAAAUGAAUUCUUCACGAACGAAACUAUCACUGUUGCUGUCUCAUGUAUUUCAUGUGACAUUGAAGGCGAAUUUGAUAUGCCAACUUUGGUCACCGAGUCUCCAAUUGAAUGGAAGAGAGACAAGGACGUCAGAUACAAAUUGGUCAAGAAGAGAGGAGGAAAAAGAGGAGGAAGAGGAAGACCAGCCGCACCAGUCAGACAGAAAGUCGAGAGUUUCUUCGACUUAUUCUACUCACCAGCAUUACCAGAAGACUUCAACCCAGAAGAUGAGAAUCAAGAAGUCGACGAGGACACUUUGACCUUCCACAACAACUUCAAAAUCUUCAUGGAACUUAUCAACACCGUCUAUCAACACGCCUUGAGCUUCUUUGAUGAAAGCAUGAUGGACAUGGACGACGGUGAAGAUGAUAUGGACGGUGAAGACUUCGAUGAGGACGACGAAGAUAUGGGCGGAUGCAAAUGUGGACAUUCACAUGCUCACAAAUGUGAGGAUGAUGACGAAGAUGAUGAGGACGACGACGAAGACGAGGAAGAACCAAAACAACAAACUGAAGGCGGAGACCAAGCCCAAGACGAAACAAAGCCACCAGCGCCCCAAAAUUGCCCACAACAGUAA